AAAAGCGGAUGUUGACGGAUUGUUUAAAACGGUCGGCGCCAACGUUUCUUUUACUAUAAUUUUAAUGUAAUCAUACCAAGUAACUACUUAACCAUAUAUACCGGGUAAUGUAGCUAGCCAGACAAUGUUAACUAACGAUUAGCGCACAAACUCAUCUAAUUAUCGGCGGUCUAACGGUAGCUAUGUUAGCCAGGGAUGCUGUUCCCAUGGUGAUGAAACUUAAACGAUAGCUUGUUAGUUGGUGGCCUUAGUCUCGAGCAGCGGUCAUUUUAUGUAGCUAAAUAGUAAAUAGUUAUAUAAAAUGCCUUUUCUAGUAAUGUGAACAGAAAUGACAUCGAGGUUUCAGCCCUCUGAUCCUCAGAGUAUCGGGCUUUCCGGCAACAAUGGCGCUAACGUUUUACAUUUGGAAAACACAGAAUUAUCGUCGCAUCAUAUGAACCUGCAAGCAGCAGCAACAACAGAGACCUGUGACACCUGUCCUCCGCUGAUAUUCAACAGUCUGACGCUGGAUGAGUUGAGUGAGGAACUUGAUAGGCGCACCAAGGAAACCCAGAGACUUCAGGAGGAGGUGGAAAAUGCCACCAAAGUUGCCUUGGAGAGGUUUGGCUGCACUUAUGGCAUCAGCAGCACACCUGAACACAGCGGCCACAACCACGGGUUUAAUGUCGACGACUCACUUGGGGAUUCAUCUAUUCUUUCAGCCCACCAGCAGGCAGUGAUUCAACCUCUGGUCUGUGGUCUGGAUAGUUUAAACCAGGAGGUCAGCGUUCAUGGAAAGGAGGUGUUGGAAAAUGUAUUAGAUGACAGCCUUCAACAGAUGUCUAAUUUGCAGCUCAGCGAGACCGGUGAACAACAUGAACAACAGACAUUCAGUUUAAACGAGGCCAUCAUGGACCUGCAGACCAAGCUGCAGAAAGUCCAGAUGGAGAAGGAUGUCCUGUCUGACCUCAGAAUGAAGGAUUCGAGGAAACACGUUGAUCAGAUGGAAAAGAUGCUGUGCAUGUUGGAGGAGAUCCAAAACAUCAAAAGGUCUGGGGACCAGAAGCGGCAGGAAACAGAGGAUGAGGCGUUGGCACUUAGCAGGAAAGUAGAGACACUGGAACGGAAUGUAAAGGAUUUGUACAAUACACUGUUAUCCCAUGAGAAACAGUGUGGACACAAAUCCAUCACCAGUCCUAAAGCCGCCACUAUCCCAAGACAGCGACCCCUGCCUGUGAAUGUAACUGAGGAUCAUUAUGAAGAGACAGACGAGCUACAGGAGAAUAUUGUUUUGUCAAUAGAACAACUGAGGAGUGAACAAUGCAAUGGAGUAAAUAAGCAAAAAGAAAGAAUGGAACAGCUGAUUGUGAGUCUUGGCCAGGAGAUGGCGAUGUUGACCGAAAAACUGAGUUUAUCCAAAGACAGCGGCGUCAGCUUAAGUGUCAAACUGGAGCUGCUGAGGAAACUUGCAGAGGGACAGGCAUCAUUGCACCAGCGUCGGGUCAGUGCGCUGGAGUCAACUCUCUCCAGCCAUAAAGAUAUGGUUAGUCGUCUGGAGCAGCGGCUCCUUCAGGCUCAGUCGCAGCUGGUGAACGUCCAGAGAGAAAAAGAACGAUCGAUACAACAGACCGAGGAGCUUCAGUCCCAGCUCGGCCAUCUUAAGAGGUGCGGUGAGCAGCAGCAGUGUGAGCUCCGGGAGGAGGUGAAGGCCCUGAGAGGACAGCUGCAGGUGGCCAGGGAGCAGCUUCACAGAGCUGGGGAGGAGAAAAGCCGCCUCCUGGCCCUGCUUGAGCAGAGGGCCCAGGAGGGGAAGAAAUCCCAGGAGGAGGAACUCCAGCGCAAGCAGCAAGAAGCCAAACAGCACCUUGCCAGGUUGGAAGACGCUCAGAGCCAGUGCCAGAUCCUGCAUACAGAAAGAGAGACACUGAGGCUGAAACUGAGUGAAAGAGACAAGAUGAUAGAAUUUCUCAGGUUGCAGAUGGAGAACAGCACCCAGACGACAGCGCAACACGGCCGCACCAUCGACAGCCUUCACCAGGAGAACAGCCUCCUCAGCAACCAGCUCAACCAGCACAAACUGGAGAUUCAGCAACUCAGGGCUGAGUUAGACCAACACAAGUCAGACCUGGCAGCUGCGGAGCACGACAGGCGCCAGCUACAGGCCUCCGUGACGGAGCAGACUCAGCGUGUUCAGGAGGAGACGCUGGAGAAACAGCAGCUCAGCACCCGGCUGGAGGUGCAGCGUGUGCAGUUACUCACCCUCACUAAGGAGCACAAGGAGUUGCAGAGGCUCCACAGCUGUAAGAACGAGGAGCACGAGGGUGUGGUGCUGAGGCUUCAGAGUCAGCUGAGGAACGCCCAGGCAGAUCUGGACCAGGUCAGGAGCACCCUGAGGACCCUGGAAGGAACUGAUGGACACGGCCUUCAAGUGGCCAUGGGCAUGCAGAAAGAGAUCACUGCCAGAAGAGAGCAGGUUGACUCUCUGCAUGGCAGAAUCCAACAUCUGGAGGAGACUAUGGAGAAGCUGUAUCAGGAGAAGCACCACCAGAACCAGGAGAACCAGCGUCAGUUCCAGGAGCUUGCCUUCGUCAGGGAGGAGAAAAGACAACUUGCUAAUGAGUUGGAGGCCCUUCACUCCAAAGAUAAACAGUUGAGGGACAGGAUCAGCAAGCUGGAGUCAAUCCUUCACAAGAUGUCAGAGAGCUUUACAGACUGUCAGGAUUUUAUCCAGCUGCAGGAGCAAGAGUUUUUCCGUCUGAAACUCAAACAUGCCCUGGACUUGAAGGAACUCCAAGGUCAAAAUUUGCGCACUGCUCUGAAUCUAACUCCACCUGUCCUGGACUCUGCGACCCCUUCUGCACUCACUGCUCCACCCUCCUCCCAGCACGUCUCCAACACCCAGAUGAAGUCAAAGGAGCAGCAGGAGAGCCCCACCCGCGAGCUCAGGUCUCUCGUCAAAGAGCUGCGAGGAGUGAUUUCGGAGAACCACAGACCACACACCGAUAACAGCGCCGCUGGCAGCAGCUUCCACAGGAGGAGGUCCGCACCGGAGAGAGUGCACAGAAACGCAUUCAGCACUGACGAGCCCGAAGAAGGAAAAGCUGGCACCAGAUUCAGAAGGAAGACCUGCGGCAGUGAGCCGCAUUUCCUGAAGACAGCUGAGCUGAACGGGAAAACGAUAAACAACUCCUUCAGUGAGAGUCAUCUAAUAUUAAGUCCAGCGAAGUACACUUCCUCCCCAAAGCUGCAAUCACAGGGCCGCAGGUCUCCUGUGCACUCUCUCCUGACCUCUGACCCAAACAGAUAACAAUGACACAACACACAGUCCUGAGGCUGGCUCCUCUACCACAAGCUCACCAGAUGAAGUUGGAUGCCAAAAGAAGGUUUCAUAAAUAUAUUUCAGUGAUUUAUUGUGUAAAUAAAGUUUUUUCUUUUUAAA
This is a messenger RNA of Thunnus maccoyii (southern bluefin tuna), 3418 nucleotides long. Its product is annotated as coiled-coil domain-containing protein 158-like. Bases 329 to 3286 code for a protein of 985 amino acids. The transcript has 23 exons. The record is from RefSeq and is a predicted model, not a curated record. Lineage: Eukaryota; Metazoa; Chordata; Actinopteri; Scombriformes; Scombridae.